AAAAGGGCCGGGCUGAGCUGUCAUCGGUACCACAUCUUGGUCAGUUGUCCAACGAACAUGAAGGUCCUCUUCGCUUUGGCAGCCCUCGUGGCUGUGGCCUGCGCCAUCCCCACCAACUUCAACUCCGUCCACGUCCACCAGAACAUCAACGCUCACGUGGACAAGGAUGUCGCCAUCAAGCAGAAGCUUAUCCUGCAGCUGCUUGUGCGCGUCCAGCAGCCCCUGAUGUACCCCGAGCUGAAGGAGCUCGGCAAGAACUGGAACCCCGAGCAGAUCGUCAACCAGUACGCCAACCAGUACGUCGUCAAGAAGUUCAUGUCCAUGCACCAGCAGGGUAUGCUUCCCCAGGGCGAGAUCUUCCACCUGUACAACGACUCCCAGCUCAAGGAGGCCAUCGCCCUUUUCGACAUGCUGUACUUCGCCAAGGACUUCGACACCUUCAUCAAGACCGCCGCCUGGGCUCGUGACAACGUCAACGAAGGCCAGUUCACCUACGCCCUGUGCGUUGCCACCAUCCACCGCGACGACACCAACGGAGUGGUCCUCCCCCCCAUGUACGAGGUCUACCCCCACCUGUACUUCCACGGUAGCGACAUCGCCGAGUUCCAGAGCGCCAAGAUGCAGGGCAAGGUUAACUACGAGACCCUGACCAACUGGACCGUCGGUAACGAGAUCGUCCACCCCGAGGACCUCCUCGGCUACUUCACCCAGGACGUCGGCCUCAACGCCUACCACGCUUACGCUCACCUGUACAACCCCUUCUGGCUCAACGCCGAGAAGUACGGCCUGAACAUCAACAACAACCGCGGAGAGAACUUCUACUACUUCUACCAGCAGAUCCUGGCCCACUACAACCUCCACCGUAUGGCCAACUACCUGCCCGAGAUGAACGACUUCGACUGGAACAUGCCCAUCGAGUACGGCUACAACCCCGACCUUAAGUACCACAGCGGCAAGGCCUUCCCCGCCCGCCCCGAGAACUCCGAGCUGACCAGCCUCAAGUCCUACACCGUCGAGGAUGUUAAGAUGAUCGAGAAGCGCAUCAAGGACGCCAUCGACUCCGGCUACGUUAUUGGCAAGGACGGCAACGUCAUCUCCAUCAAGAACCACAUCCACGGCAUCAACAUCCUGGGUAACAUCAUCGAGGGUAACGACGACGCCGUCAACUCCCGCUACUACGGCUCCUACACCACCAUGCUCCACAACCUGGUCGCCCUCAUCGUCGACCCCAGCAACGAGCACGGUGUUGCCCCCGGCGUCAUCGGCCACUACGAGACCGCCCUCCGCGACCCCGCCUUCUACUACAUCCAGAAGCACAUCAACGGCCUCUUCAAGCAGUACAAGGACAACCUUCCUUACUACCACCGCCAGGAGCUCAACUUCAACGGUGUGGCCGUCAAGGACGUCGCCGUCAGCAAGCUCGUCACCUACUUCGACCUCUUCAACGUUGAUGUUGCCCACUCCGUCGACGUCAACUCUGCUGAUGAGGCUGAGAAGAUCCACUUCGUUGCCAAGACCAUGCGUCUGAACCACAAGCCCUUCUCCUACAAGGUCAAGGUUGUGAGCGACAAGAAGACCCAGGGUGUCCUCCGCGUCUUCCUCGGCCCCAACACCGACUACAUCCACUCCAACUUCUACGGUGACCAGGCUUCCGAUGUCUACUACGGCCACGACACCGCCGACCUUGAGCGUCUCCGCCACAUGUUCGUCGAGCUUGACCGCAUCCCCGUUGAACUGUCCCAGGGCGAGAACCUGAUCGAGCGCCAUUCCCGCGAGUUCACCUCCACCGUCGGUGACAUCGAGUCCUUCAAGAGCCUGCAGAAGAUGGCCGAGAGCGGCAACGUGUACGUCCACGAUGUCGACCAUCAUUGUGGCUUCCCCGACCGCCUCGUCCUCCCCAUGGGCCACAAGGCCGGCCUUCCCCUGACCCUGUUCGUCAUGGUCACCCCCUACGGUUCUGAGGAGCAGCAGCAGCACGGCGACUACUACCACAACGACAACAUCGUCCACCACCAGGGCCAGAACGUCGUCUCUUGCAACGGCCUUAUGACCGUCGUCGACAACCGUCCCCUCGGCUUCCCCUUCGACCGCCAGAUCGACAACUACGGCAAGUUCACCGUGCCCAACAUGUACUUCAAGAACGUCGCCGUCUACCACAAGGACUCUACCGUCUCUCACCAGCAGCAGCAGCAGUACUACUACCAGCACGCCGAGGUCGCCAACGACUUCGACCACCUGCCCAAGUACGUGUCUGGCCAGCACCAGAUCGUCUCCGACAUCAACGACGAGCUCCACUACUAGGUGAUCCGAGUCGAGUCGAGCGACGCGUCGCUAUAAAGAGAGAAAUAAAAUGAAAUAAUACGAACAUCAAA
Frankliniella occidentalis (western flower thrips) is the source of this 2372-nucleotide messenger RNA. Its product is annotated as allergen Cr-PI-like. Bases 58 to 2301 code for a protein of 747 amino acids. The transcript has 4 exons. Lineage: Eukaryota; Metazoa; Arthropoda; Insecta; Thysanoptera; Thripidae. The record is from RefSeq and is a predicted model, not a curated record.